Chironomus riparius is the source of this 1820-nucleotide messenger RNA. The record is from the annotation of a GenBank genome assembly. NCBI's taxonomy places the organism in Eukaryota, Metazoa, Arthropoda, Insecta, Diptera, Chironomidae.
GCCCACUUUUUGUGACAUCAUUUAACAUUUUUGGUUUUGAUAGAAAAUUAAAGGAAAUUCACUGAAAUAUUAUGAGUGAAAGUCGUGAACAAGUCCAGGAACAGAUUAAAGUCCAAGGAGAAGUAGUCCGCAAAUUAAAAGCAGCCAAGGAAGCAAAAGAAAAGAUCCAGUAGAAAGCAUAAAAUAGAGAAAGGGAUGUUGAAACGGUUGUUUCCUUUAGUAUUAAGAAGUAGACGUCAAACUCUUCACGUUUGUCGGCAAUGUUCAAAUGGUGUUCUUCGGGAACCAAAUAGUGAUAUUAGAAAAAAUAUUUUGCAGAUCGAUGAAGAAGUAGCAAAGUUGUUAAAGUUGAAAGCUAAAUUAAGCGACAAUGAGUCAGCAACGCCUCAAAAGUUCACUCUUAAAACUCCAAAAGGCACUAGAGAUUAUAAUCCUGACCAAAUGUCACUUCGUUUGUCAGUCCUUAAUAAGGUAAUUGAAGUUUUUAAGAAGCACGGUGCAGAUACAAUAGAUACUCCAGUUUUUGAGUUAAAGGAAGUUUUGACUGGAAAAUAUGGUGAAGAUUCUAAACUAAUUUAUGAUCUUAAGGAUCAAGGCGGUGAAAUUCUUUCAAUGCGCUAUGACUUAACAGUUCCACUAGCUCGUUAUAUUGCUAUGAAUAAAGUCUCGAGCAUUAAACGAUAUCAUAUUGCAAAAGUUUAUAGACGUGAUAAUCCAGCAAUGACAAAAGGACGAUACCGUGAAUUCUAUCAAUGCGAUUUUGAUAUUGCUGGAACUUAUGAUCCUAUGUUGCCUGAUGCUGAAUGUGUUAAGGUUGUUUCAGAAAUUCUUUCAUCUUUAAAUAUUGGUGACUUUGUUGUAAAAUUAAAUCAUCGUAAAUUGCUUGAUGGCAUGUUUGAAGCAUGUGAUGUUCCACAAGAUAAAUUUAGAACAAUCUGUUCAGCCGUCGAUAAAUUAGAUAAAGUAUCUUGGGCUGAUGUAAAGAAAGAAAUGAUUGAUGAGAAAGGUCUUGACGAAAAGUCUGCAGAUAAAAUUGGAGAAUAUGUUCGUUUGAGUGGCGGUGAAGAGCUUGUCGAAAAGUUGUUGAAUGAUGAAAAGCUUAAAAAUGUUAAAUCAGCAGUUCAAGGUCUUGAAGAUAUGAAAUUACUAUUGAAAUAUUGCAACAUUUUUGGAAUCAAGAAUCAAGUAAGAUUUGAUUUGAGCUUAGCUAGAGGUCUUGAUUAUUACACGGGAGUGAUUUAUGAAGCCGUUUUAUUAGGAGAUGAAAAAGAUAGAAAGAAAGGAGAAGAGACAAUUGGAUCUGUUGCAGGUGGCGGUAGAUAUGAUAAUCUUGUUGGUAUGUUUGAUACAAAAGGCAAACAAGUUCCAUGUGUUGGAGUUUCGAUUGGUGUUGAAAGAGUUUUUGCAAUUUUGGAAUCAAAAAAUGCCGCGAGUAAGACAAAAAUACGUUCAAGUGAGAUUCAAGUUUAUGUAGCUUCGGCUCAUAAAGGCUUACAAGAAAAACGUCUAGAACUUCUCUCAAAAUUAUGGGAUGGUGGAAUUAAAGCUGAACAUUCUUAUAAAUCAAAUCCCAAGUUACUUGUCCAACUUCAAUAUUGCGAAGAACAACAAAUUCCUUUUGCUUUGGUCCUUGGUGAUAGUGAGCUUGAACGAGGCAUUGUGAAAUUUCGAGAUGUUUUGACAAGAAAGGAGCAAGAACUUCCAAUUGAUAAUUUAGUAGAAGCCAUUAAAUGGAACUUAAGUAAUAAAGGAUACUAAUUUAUUAUAUCACAGCAUCAUUUGUCCUUUUUUGAUAUGAAAUAAAAAGCAUUAACAGCACA